CGCUGCAGCCGGCGGCUGGCAGGGACCGGGCGACAUGGAUCGCUACGCGGGCGUCUUGGAGGAGGCGGUGGACGGGGCCCGGCAGCAGGAGCGGCACUACCAGCUGCUGUCGGCGCUGCAGAGCCUGGUCAAGGAGCUGCCCAGCUCCUUCCAGCAGCGGCUGUCCUACACCACGCUCAGCGACCUGGCCCUGGCGCUCCUCGACGGCACGGUGUUUGAGAUCGUGCAGGGACUGCUGGAGAUCCAGCACCUCACCGAGAAGAGCCUGUACAACCAGCGCCUGCGGCUGCAGAACGAGCACCGAGUGCUCAGGCAGGCGCUGCGACAGAAGCACCAGGAAGCCCAGCAGGGCUGCCAGCCCCACAACUUGCCCGUGCUCCAGGCGGCCCAGCAGCGUGAGCUGGAGGCAGUAGAGCACCGGAUCCGCGAGGAGCAGCGGGCGAUGGACCAGAAGAUCGUCCUGGAGUUGGACCGGAAGGUGGCAGACCAGCAGAGCACACUGGAGAAGGCGGGGGUCACUGGUUUCUAUGUGACUACCAACCCACAGGAGCUGACACUGCAGAUGAACCUGUUAGAACUCAUCCGGAAGCUGCAGCAGAGGGGCUGCCAGGCUGGGGGGGCAGCCCUGUGACCAGGUGGGGUCCCUGCCAGUUACCCACUGCCUGUCAGGGCUGGGAAGACUGCCCAUCCUACUGCCACCAGAGCCAGCGUAAAGCUGAGUGGCGCUCCUCUUCCUGACAUCUGGCCACCACCUUCCCAGCUGCCUGCAGGAGGGUUUGCCCUCCGAGGAGAGGCCAGGUGGACCUUGACUGCACCUGCUGCCCAUCUUUGUCUGGGUUUGUUUUGUCCAAAGGUAGGAUGGUAUGGUAAAGGGCAGAGCGGGCCCAGCCUGCCAGCUGGUGCCCCAGAGCUGGGCAAAGAGGGGGGCUGGAGGUCCUAGCACCUUCUCACUCCACUGGGCACAUCCCGACCUUGGUCAUGCCCUGGGCUUCAUGCUUGUUCUGGUCUCGCCCCCCCACCCCCCACCCCUUGGCACGUGCAGCCUCCAAGUGGGAGAGGCCUGACGCCCAAGCCCUGUGUGACCCAGAGAAAUAAAGACAUCUCAGUAUGGCC
Messenger RNA from Diceros bicornis minor, 1113 nucleotides. RefSeq names its product protein DGCR6. The transcript is spliced from 5 exons. The record is from RefSeq and is a predicted model, not a curated record. Lineage: Eukaryota; Metazoa; Chordata; Mammalia; Perissodactyla; Rhinocerotidae. The coding region runs from base 35 to 631 and encodes 198 amino acids.